UGAUCAAUCAAUCAAUCAACCAGCCGUUCAAUCAAUCAAUCCAUCCAGCAACAGGAAAAUGGCAGACGGUUUUUCCCUGACCGACGCCUUGUCCGGACCGGGCAACCCCAACGCCCCGGGCUGGCCGGGGGCUCCGGCUCCGGGGGCUUAUCCGGGCUAUCCCGGGGCCUACCCGGGCCAGGCUCCUCCCGGGGCCUACCCGGGCCAGGCUCCUCCCGGGGCCUACCCGGGCCAACCGCCCAGCGCGCCCGGGGCCUACCCGGGCCAGGCUGCCCCCGGGGCCUACCCGGGCCAACCGCCCAGCGCGCCCGGGGCCUACCCGCCUUACCCGGGCCAGGCUCCGCCCGGGGCCUACCCGGGCCAACCGCCCAGCGCACCCGGAGGCUACCCGCCUGCUGGCCCCACUUCCUUUGGGCCCUUGACCGUGCCCUAUGAACUGCCCUUGCAAACCGGGUUCCUGCCCCGCACCAUGAUCACCAUCGUGGGCACGGUGAACCCCCAGGCCAACAGACUGGCCUUGGAUUUCAAGAAGGGGCCGCAGGACGUGGCCUUCCACUUCAACCCCCGCUUCAACGAGGACAACAGGCGGGUCAUCGUCUGCAAUUCCAAGCUGGACAACGCCUGGGGCCGAGAGGAGAGGCAGACCACCUUCCCCUUCGAGGCGGGAAAGCCCUUCAAGAUCAUGGUCCUGUGCGAGACGGACCAUUUCAAGGUCGCCGUCAACGACGCCCACCUGCUGCAGUACAACCACCGCCUGCGCAACCUCAACCAAAUCACCAGCCUGGCCAUUUCGGGCGACGUCACCCUCACCAGCGUCACCCCCACCGCCUUCUGAGGCCGCCCCCGACCCCGCCAGGAGGAAGAUCGUCGCCUCCCCCCCGCCCCGGCUCCCGAAUAUCCGCGUCUAAUAAAUGCUCUUCCAGGA
This is a messenger RNA of Tachyglossus aculeatus (Australian echidna), 925 nucleotides long. It is a transcript of the gene LGALS3, whose product is annotated as galectin 3. NCBI's taxonomy places the organism in Eukaryota, Metazoa, Chordata, Mammalia, Monotremata, Tachyglossidae. Gene Ontology annotation, biological process: eosinophil chemotaxis; negative regulation of endocytosis; macrophage chemotaxis. The transcript has 6 exons. The record is from RefSeq and is a predicted model, not a curated record. Bases 59 to 835 code for a protein of 258 amino acids. Gene Ontology annotation, cellular component: nucleus; immunological synapse. Gene Ontology annotation, molecular function: laminin binding; IgE binding; carbohydrate binding.